This is a messenger RNA of Chrysochloris asiatica (Cape golden mole), 669 nucleotides long. RefSeq names its product transmembrane protein 54 (gene TMEM54). Lineage: Eukaryota; Metazoa; Chordata; Mammalia; Afrosoricida; Chrysochloridae. The transcript is spliced from 6 exons. Bases 1 to 669 code for a protein of 222 amino acids. The record is from RefSeq and is a predicted model, not a curated record.
AUGUGUCUACGCCUAGGCGGCUUGAGUGUGGGUGACUUCCGGAAGAUGCUGAUGAAGACGGGACUGGUGCAGGUGGUACUGGGUCACGUGAGCUUCAUCGCAGCUGCUCUGCUCCAUGGCACUGUGCUGCGCUAUGUGGCUACCCCCCAUGAUGCUGUGGCUCUUCAGUACUGCGUGGUCAACAUCCUCUCUGUGACCUCUGCCAUCAUGGUUAUCACCUCAGGCAUUGUCACCAUCGUGCUAUCUCGAUAUCUGCCCAGCAUCCCCCUGCGCUGGACAGUGUUCAGCUCAAGCGUGGUCUGUGCCCUCCUGUCACUGACCUGUGCCCUUGGCCUCUUGACCUCGAUCGCUGUAACCUUUGCCACCCAGGGCCGGGCACUGCUGGCCGCCUGCACCUUCGAAAAUCCUGAACUGCUGGUGCUCGCACCCAACUGUCCCUUUGACCCCACACGCAUUUAUAGCUCCAGCUUGUGCCUCUGGGGAAUCGCACUGGUGUUCUGUGUGGCAGAGAGUGUAUUUGCUGUACGCUGUGCCCAGCUUGCCCACCAACUGCUGGAACUGAGGCCCUGGUGGGGGAAAAGCAACCUCCACCCGAUUCAGGAGCGCCCAGAGCCCCUGGAGGGCCACGACCUGCUGAGCUGCACCAGCGCAGAGCCCCUGACCCUCUGA